Molecule: messenger RNA, 2310 nt
Organism: Orbilia oligospora ATCC 24927
Lineage: Eukaryota; Fungi; Ascomycota; Orbiliomycetes; Orbiliales; Orbiliaceae
Exons: 6
Coding region: 1-2310 (769 amino acids)
Source: RefSeq, a predicted model, not a curated record
AUGACAACACAAUUAAAACCUAGUAUUACACGCGAGGAGCUAGGUAAGCAGAGAACUAUUGAAUAUUGCUUCAAAAAUGCGCAGGAGAGGCUGCGUAAUGAAGUAGCUUUGAAGAACAAGAGGAACGAAGGUCCGCAAGCGAAGGAAAGCACAGCACAGAAGGAAUUGGAAGAGUUUCUGACGGGCGCAAUCAAUAUCACGGAUCUCAUUGCAACGUUCGAAAGGACUCCGGAGAGAGAAAAGAAGGAUGAGAGGUUUGAGCAGUUGAUGACGACUCUCGCUCGGGUUCAAUCCCUUGGGGAUGAGUUGAUUUCCGCAGCGCCUGAAAGCGUGUCUCUUGUAUGGUUUGGAUUAAGUUCGCUGAUAUCGAUUGGAACAAUGAAAGUCACGGUUCGACAAUGUAUUUACAGUACCUGCAGCUCCAUUGUGGCCAUGGUAGAGCUCUGCUUCCAACUGGAAAAACGAGAGCAAAACUAUAACCAACCAUCAAAAACGGUCCGAACUACAAACAGUCCUAGUAUCUGGGAUUCCAACAUCCCUGAACUCAUUUUUCUGAUAUUAGACUUUUUGUGGCAUGCAAAACCUCAUCGGGCAACCAAAGGUCUUAAAGGCUUUGGAAAGACCAUUAAGGAAGCCUUCACCGGUGCUUUAGAAGAGAAAAGUGCAGCUUUACUUGAGUAUUACCAAAAAGUUGUCGAAAAGGCGCAACGGCUUUACGAAGACUUCCUCAUCUGCGAAAACAUAGAGUGGCUUUUGACCGAUUAUACCUACUUGGACUGGAAAUCUAGAUCAACCGAUGCGGGGCUACUAUGUCUGGAGGCACCAAGAGGCCAUGGAAAAUCGACUGCUAUGGGGCAGAUAUGCCGAGAUUUACAGAUCGACGGGCAAAAUAUAAUACUAAGAUUCUUUUUCAAAAAGGGUGACAACGACAUCCAAAGGACACAUACGGCACUGGAAACAGCCCUAUUUCAACUCUUGGACGAUGAACGCAUUCGAAGCAAUGAUGAAAUCUUGGCAGAAGUUGUAGAGAUCUUAAAUCCAUCUUAUGGAUCUGAAGGCGAAACUGUCAAAUCCAUUUCUUUUGAAAACCCAGACGCAAUGAGUGAAGUGAUCUCAAAGAUCACGUCAGUCAUUCCGAAUCGCGUCUACUUGAUACUCGACGCACUUGAUGAAUGUCAAGAUCGAAAGGAAAAGGAUAUUCUUGAUUGUUUCAAACAGCUUCUCGGAGACAACCUUCGGGUUAUAGUCUCUGCACGCGAUACUAUCAACAUAACAGCGGAAUUGGACUCUGCCGAUUAUAAAAUGGUGUAUACUCCAGAGCAAGUUGAAACGGCCGCCUCGCCGGCUGUUAGAAUGAUAAGGAUUACGAAGGAAAGAAACGCCGAAGAUGUUAAAAAAUAUCUCGAGUUUGAGGUCGAGCAGGUCAUGGGGCCUCUUAUCAAUAAAGAUCGGAACGAAAAUUACUUUCUUUCCCGAGUCAAAAACAUUGUUGACACAAUUUUCAGCAAGGCCAAUGGGGAUUUUACUAGAGCCCGACUUAUUCUAACACAUCUAAAACAACCCUCGAAGCUUCCAUUGGAUAAGAAAAUCGAAAAAUUACCAGACUCUAUCGGAGAUAUCUAUAUGUCCAGUCUAGAAGCUUUAACACCCAAUCAGCAAGAGUUGGUUGUUACGGCGCUAAAGUGGAUCGUUUGGGGAGUUUCAGGAGUUCAUAUUACCGAGAUUUCGGAUCACUAUCGAGAAAUUUAUCAUCAAGACCGGGUAAUGGAUGAAAAUCCUUCAGAAGUCGUGCCUCCAAACGGAAACCCCGAGGCCAAUCCUACCGAAAUGGUAGAAUGCAAUCUCUUGCCGUUCAGGGAGGAGAACUUGGGACCGGAAGUCAAAGAAGUUCUCAAUCAUCUUCGUGAUGGAGGACGCGAUUUCUUCCGUUAUGACUCAAACACUGAUCUGGUUACUGUAGAUAUUUCCAUUAGAGAAUGGAUAAGAAACGAUACUGCGAGUCAUUCAGGUGCAAAUCGGCCAUCUAUGAUGAAUGGGUUUCAUAGAUAUCGCGACAUGAAUGGGUAUACGGUUUUCCAACUUACUCUCACGCCCUCCUUCGUGAAAUAUGGAGAUAUUCUCUCCCCUCUAUUCAACGAGAGAGAAGCACAAAUGAAUUUAACCCUGAACAUACUCCGCACACUAAACAAUCGAGAGUUUAAAGAAAAAUAUAUGCCCUGGAGCCGACGCUGGAGCCUAGAAGAAAAUUAUCGGCCUAGAUACGAGAUCGAACACUGGCACGAUCAUCUCGCCAUAUUACAAAAGUGGUAG